Molecule: messenger RNA, 1865 nt
Organism: Hyaloscypha bicolor E
Lineage: Eukaryota; Fungi; Ascomycota; Leotiomycetes; Helotiales; Hyaloscyphaceae
Product: 4-coumarate-CoA ligase 2
Exons: 3
Coding region: 108-1787 (559 amino acids)
Molecular function (GO): CoA-ligase activity
Source: RefSeq, a predicted model, not a curated record
GGUAGGUCUAAUUUUCCUUCCCCUUUUCUUCCUCCACUCUCAAUUUUCAUACCUUCCUCCUAACCGUUGCUUUCCUCUCUCUUCACCAAGCAUUCAUCUAUCCCAAGAUGCCAUUCAAAAGCUCUCAACCAGACAUCGACCUACCAACAAACAUAACAACCUGGACUUGGCUGUUCUCCUCGCCCGCCUCGCCCCUAUCCAAGAAUCCCGACUCUGAAAUAGCCGGGUUCAGAAACGCCCUGACGGAACAACGCAUCUCUUAUUCGGAAGUCAAAAGACACACCACACACCUCUCCACCGCCCUCGUAAAGCACCACGGCCUCGUCAAAGGCGACGUCGUAGCUCUAUUCAGCCCAAACACACCAUGGUACCCCGUCGCCAUGCUGGCCGUGAACCGCGUUGCGGGAAUCGUGUCAGGAGCCAGUCCAGCCUAUAAUGUAGAGGAGAUGACCUAUGCUCUAAAGACUGCUGGGGCGAAGUAUUUGUUUACGGUGCCGGGGAGCAUGCAGGUGGCGGCUGCUGCGGCGAAGGAGGCGGGGAUUGGGAAGGAGAAAGUUUUUUUGUUGGAAGGAAAGAUGGAGGGGUUUAUGGGGAUGGGGGAGUUGCUUGAGCAGGGGAGGAAAGAGAGGGAGCAGGUGGUGGAGUAUAAGUUAAAGGAGGGGGAGAGGAAUGCUGAUCUUUGUGGAUUUUUGAGUUUUAGUUCUGGGACGACGGGGUUACCUAAUGCUGUAAUGAUCUCCCACGCCAACGUAAUCGCCCAAUGCCUCCAAAUAGCCCUCAUCACGCCCCCAACCCACAAAAAGAUCCUCGCCGUGCUCCCCGCCUUCCACAUAACCGGCCUCGUGCACGCCCUGCACCUGCCAAUCCUCCUGAACGCAGAAGUCUACAUGUUAUCUUCCUUCACCAUGCCCUCCAUGCUCUCCACCAUCUCCAAAUACAAAAUCUCAGAACUAUUGCUCGUUCCGCCGAUUUUGAUUAGGAUGGUGAGGGAUGAGGUUGUAAAGGAGUAUGAUCUGAGUUGUGUGGAGCGUUUUAGUUCUGGGGCCGCCCCGUUGAGUGAGGAGAUUAUUAGGGCGUUGGAGAGGAGAUUCCCUGGGACGGGGUUUAAGCAGGGGUAUGGGAUGACGGAGUCUUGUUCUUGUAUUACUGCGCAUCCGCCGGAGAUGUAUGGGUUUGAGCAUGCGCAUAAAGUGGGUGCUAUUUGUGCGAGUACGGAGGUUAAGAUCGUGGAUGAGGAAGGGAGGGAACUUGGUAUCAAUGAACCGGGGGAGUUGUUGGCGAGGGGACCGCAGAUUACGAUGGGGUAUUUGGGGAAUGAGGAGGCGACGAGAAAUACGUUUGAUGAGGAGGGGUAUCUGCAUACAGGGGAUCAAGCAAUGGUGGGGGAGGAUGGCAUGGUCACGAUCACGGAUCGUAUCAAGGAGAUGAUCAAAGUGAAAGGAAUCGGUGUCGCUCCUGCUGAGUUGGAAGAUCUUUUGCUUGGUCAUAGCAAAGUGGAGGAUGUUGCUGUGCUUGGGAUAGAGGAUGAAUACAGCGGGGAGAGACCAAAGGCUUUUGUUGUUUUGAAAGGGAAUUUGGAACGAGGUGAGGAGGCAGGAAGAGAGAUUCUGAAGUAUGUAAAAGAGAGAAAGGUGAGGCAUAAGUGGAUUAAGGAGGUGGAGUUUAUUGAUGUCAUUCCGAAGAGUGCCAGUGGGAAGAUCUUGAGGCGAGUCUUGAGGGAUAAAGCAAAGGCCGGGGAAAGGGGUGUCGUGGUUCAGGAUGAGGAGGGUGUGAAGGCUAAGUUGUAGAGUAGAUGUGUAUGUACAUCUUGUGAACAGAUGCGAGAUGUUGAUUGGAUUAAUUGGUAAAAGAGAUCAUUCUCGGCU